This is a messenger RNA of Alternaria metachromatica, 1074 nucleotides long. RefSeq lists its product as uncharacterized. The coding region runs from base 1 to 1074 and encodes 357 amino acids. The record is from RefSeq and is a predicted model, not a curated record. NCBI's taxonomy places the organism in Eukaryota, Fungi, Ascomycota, Dothideomycetes, Pleosporales, Pleosporaceae. The transcript has a single exon.
AUGUCACAAAAAAAGCGUCAAGCACCAUCCUUACCGGGCCUACCAACGUAUGACUCCUCCGCCUCCUCCUCCAGUAGCUCAGAGCCAGAACCAGAAGACUACAAACCAAAGGUCAAGCAAGAAGCAGCCGUAACCCAACAAGUAGCUGCAACCCAAAAUGUAGAGCCAGUCCAAAAGACAGAGCCAGCCCAAGAAGCAGAGGCAGCGCCAGGAGUCAUUGGACACAACUUCCCGCCGGGCUCACCCACAGAGUCCGACACCGACGAACCCGAACCCGAACUCGAUCCACUCUCAGGUGAUAUAAAUUGGGAUAGCGACGAAGAACCACACGGAAACGAUGGUGAAAACGAAGCAGGACCGCAGACCAGCGGCGUCGGGGCCCAGAACCCCAUAAUCGAAGUGCCCGUAGAACGUAUGUACAGAACCCCAUCGUGGGGACACACCGUAUACUCAUUCAACUCAGCAGCUUCCUCGCCACUAGGCCCAGAAAUCAACACAGCGGCGUCCUCGCCGCUCGGUGCAAGGAGUCCUACUCCACCUCCUCCGUCUCCAGGUCCACCUGCGAAUAAGCAGAAGGAGAAAGGUAUGCCAACGGGUAUUGCUCCGAGACCAGGAAAUCAGGAUGCGGAGACGGGUAUGGAGGAUGACGCGCCGGAUGCUGGUGUAGCCCGCGCAGUAGCCGCAGCGAAGAAACGAAAACGCGAGGAGGAAGAGAAGAUUAAGCGCAAGGCUCCGCCGCGGAAGAAGACACGGUUUGCGUCGCCGGAGAAGGGGGAUGACGACGACGACGAGUCUGAUGCUCCCUCUGAACCAGCAGUAGUUGAGACGGGGAAGAAGCAGAGGAAGAAGAAGAACGACAACGGGAAAAAGGAAGGCACAAAGCCGAAACCGGGCAAAGCCCCUCCCAAGAAACCGACAAACAAGAAGCCGAAAGGCGGCAAGGCAAAGAAGGGUGAGAAUGUACAGAAAGUGAAGUGUAGUGGAAGAACGACCAAGGGCGAGCCGUGUAAGAACGAGAAGAACAUGAAGGAGGGAGAUGAUUAUAACUGUGGGAAGCACAAGUCUGAUAAGUGA